UAACAAGCACGGAUAUACAAGCCAGUAACCGCAGCACUGAUCAGCAUCCCCCUUAUAUUUUUGGGGAAAACUUUGAGCUUCAUGUCCCCAUAAUUUCUGUCACAUCACUGCUGCUCACUAUAACUGCCCUGACCGUCUGCUGUACCCCAACUCCAGCACUUUGACACAAUGGACCUCCACAAAAUCAUCCACAAUGCGCUGCACGAAUUUAUUCAGGCUUACAUUCCUGAUGCAGAUCUCAGCACAUUGGAUGAUGUUCUUCUGUCUUACAUCACUGGAGUCCUGGAGGAUCUCGGCUCUCAGCAGAGUGUUGAGGAGAACUUUGACGUGGAGGUCUUUGCAGAGAUGCUAGAAGCUUAUAUACCUGGCUUUGCUGACAUUGACAGUGUCAAAGUCUGUGAAAUGAUGUUCAAUCUGGCUUCAAAACUGGCCACUGCUCGGACCUCAGCUGGUGUAAAAAAUGUUGAAGCUAAGCCAAAGACAGAAGAGAUUUCAUUGAAACUCACCAGCCUGCCCAGUGAACCUCCACCAGCAGAAACGCAGUGCCUUAAAACACAGACAGAGGGCGCCACUGCCAAGCUACCGGUGUCUGUGUGGGAGUCCCAGGAGCAGCACCUGCUGGAAAUGUUUCCAAAGUGCAGUCUGUCCGAGGCUCGCAGCGCCCUGUGUAUUGCCAAAGGAGACAUGGAGGAAGCUGUGCGCCUUAUAAUAGAGGGAGAUGUCCAACUCAGUCCAUUUCCUCUUAAUGUAAACCCCGGGAAGAGUAUUUCCAAAGUGCCAGACCAGAAACUUAAAGAGAGCAUCCUUGAGAAGUACAUGCUGGUGGACAGGGAUGAUGAUAAGAAAACACACCGGCCUUUGCCCCCCAAAGAUGCUCCAAAGAAGCUAGUUCGGUACCACAGUAACCAGGUGGUAACCACAAAAGGAGAGCGAUAUCAGCUUGUGAAAAAAGAUGAUGAAGAGGACAUGAAAAAGACAUAUGUCAACCUCAAGCCUGCACGAAAGUACAGAUUCCAUUGAUGACGAGCCCAAUAGUGUAAUCAGCAGCUACUGAUAAUAUUGUUUACACUUUUUAUAUUUUUUUAUUUAUUAAGUUCUUUUUGUCCAAGUAUAGGAACAUAUUUGUUAGUGUGUCAGUGGCUUAUUUUAAAAUAUUGUUACCAUUAUAUGCCUUGGUUAAAACAUUAAAUUACUGUGUUUCAGUUGCUUGGUGAGCUUUUAAAGUUGUGUGAUAUUUUGGUAAGGAUGUUGUAACUUGUGUUCUUGUUUGUGUAACAGCUAUCUACUUAUUGCCAUCUCAGCAGGUCUGAUGUUGCACUGACAUUGUUGUCCUUUUUUACCUCUUCAUUUUAUUUGUUUUUGUUUUUAAACUCCCAAUAGACAAUAUAGAUUCAGAAUUAUGAUGUUGUAUUGUCUUUCCUGUAAAUAAGAUCUUAUGGUGCUGUAGAGUUUCUUCUUGACAAGUCUCGACUGCUUUUUUUAUGUACAUAUUAAAUCAUUGAUGCCAAUUUUAUUUAAAGCUCUAUUUUUACAUCACGCAGGAAUACAGUGCUGGGGAAAUGUUUGGUCAAACCUUGUGAUUCGGACAAUUGUUGUGCUACAAACUGGUUUUCAAAUUAAAAGUAUUUUUUUUUAUGAACAUUUGUACGGUGGGUAUCCUCAUCAAUCUUCACCUAAGGGUUUUGGUUGGAUAUCUAUGGUGUGCUACAGAUGUGAAGUUUAUUGUCCUUAUGAUACGCCCACAGUAUUGUGUACUUACAAAGACUAGACUGUAAUGUGUGCAGUGGUGAAUGUCAUCUAA
Messenger RNA from Cottoperca gobio, 1801 nucleotides. RefSeq names its product CUE domain containing 2 (gene cuedc2). The transcript has 9 exons. The coding region runs from base 169 to 1020 and encodes 283 amino acids. The record is from RefSeq and is a predicted model, not a curated record. NCBI's taxonomy places the organism in Eukaryota, Metazoa, Chordata, Actinopteri, Perciformes, Bovichtidae.